GGUCUUGUGAGCUUAUCAGCCAUUUUUUUAUUCUAAGAGAAAGAAGAACCACACUCGAAAUUUAUGAUUAUUUUUUUUCCUCUUUUCUCAUCAUGAGCACUGAACAGAAAAUCUGGUUAGGGGUCCCACAGCUCAAAGACGCAAUGGAAGAUGUUAUGGACCCUUAUACCAGUAAAGUUGGUGGCCAUGCGGUACUGUUUCGAGAUGUAUCGAACGAAGCGGCGAGAACCUCUUUUUGUUGUCCUAAAUGCGGCCUUGUUGAUCACGUUUCAAUUUUAGCACAGCUAUACGCACCACUCGAUUGCUAUGAUCGCGUUCUGUAUCUUUUGACAUGUGCAAAGUGUGGCGUGAUACGUAGCCCUAGUAGUACAAGUUCACAUCCCUCUCCUAAAGGAGGUGUCUUUUCGGGAAAUAAAAAGAAUGCACCCCCCCCUAUUGCGUCAAAGCCUGUUUGCACUUCUUUUUGCUUUGCGUUGCGAAGUCAAAACUUUAACCUGGGCUAUUACAAGGAGAUGGUGGAGCGUUCAGAGCAGGACAGGAGAGCUACCGAGAAAAGAGAUGGAGCUAAACAUGGAGAUUGUGCGAAUGCACUCUUUCAAGAAAAUUCAAACUGGGAUGAUGUAGAUGAACCCCAGAGUGCAACUGACUCUACAAAUGAUGCACACGCACUAGUGCAAGCAGAGAAUUCAAAAUUCAAUACUCAAUGUGAUACAUCGCUUCUUCUGCCUUCCACAGCGAUAAAGGAAGAGCCAUCGUUUACGUUGUGUGAAAAUGGCUGCUUUGUUCUCCCCAAGAGGUCCCAAUUCACUGGUGGAAUUCCCCUCAGCUUGUUUAUUGAACCCCAGCUCAAGAAGGAAAACCUUGGCUCGAUAGAGGAUCAACUAAGGGAUGCACAAAAAAAGUACGGUGAAGCCGCUGCACUCGAUACAACGUCUUUUGAGAAUGAUGAUGAGACACCUGCUGAACGUUGUGUACGGAAAUACGUGGAGCGAAUUGCACAGGUGGAGACUCAGUGCGUGCGAUGGUGCCCAGAUGGGGAGCCGCUCCGUUCUUCACUUAGUGCGAUCAAUGUGCCAUUGUGUUCGUUAUGCAAUGGCAAACGUCGUUUUGAGCUUCAGCUUACUUCACCCCUUGUGUACUUCUUGACCAAGGACAAAGGAGAGGAAAAAAAUGACACGCUUCACUUUAGUAAUGUGCUGUUAUAUACUUGUAGCAAUAACUGUUAUUCCGAAACAACCCCGUACGCUCAGGAGUACGUUGUUGUGGAGGAGGAAAUCUAA
Molecule: messenger RNA, 1280 nt
Organism: Phytomonas sp. Hart1
Lineage: Eukaryota; Euglenozoa; Kinetoplastea; Trypanosomatida; Trypanosomatidae
Source: the annotation of a GenBank genome assembly